Messenger RNA from Strongyloides ratti, 1074 nucleotides. Its product is annotated as Calponin repeat-containing protein. Lineage: Eukaryota; Metazoa; Nematoda; Chromadorea; Rhabditida; Strongyloididae. The transcript has 3 exons. Bases 1 to 1074 code for a protein of 357 amino acids. The record is from RefSeq and is a predicted model, not a curated record.
AUGGUUGUUAAUAAAAAUGAUAUAGACACAGUGAAUGGAACAACUUUUUCAAAUUUUAUACCAUCAAAACUAGAAUUGUCAUUAGAUUGUAGUUUCCCCAAGUCCAAAAAUUUAGUCAAUUUUACUCUUCAUAAUUGUUAUUGUCAAAGUACAGCCACCUCAACAAGAGUUUGUUUACUUUGUUCGAUCAAAAAAUUGAAACGUUGGAGGAAAUUUAAUAAUAAUGAAAAUAUGGUUGGUUCUGAUAAAUAUUUAGAAAGUAUUAAGAAAAGAAAUAGAAUUCCUUUACCUAAUGUUAUACCAUGGGAAGCUGGAACAAAUAAAUUUUCAAGUCAAUCUGGUUCUUUACCAUUUGGUUGUUAUAGAAAUAUAGUACCAAAUAUUUAUUUACCACCACAUUUAACAUUAGAUGAUAAGAGGAAUGAUGAAUUAAUAAUACCAUAUUUAACAUGUCCACCAUUACAUCCAAAUUCAUUUCUUUCCUCACAAAAAGGAUGUCCUCCAUUUGGAAGUUUUAGAAAAGAAAUUUGUUCAGUGACAUAUUGUGAUAAUAAAAUAAAAGUUGAAGAUUUACUUUCAGAGGAUAAAAAAAAAAAUUCUUCUAUUUUACCUAAAAUUUUUAUACCACCUGAGGAGAGUAAAAAUGAUACAAUUUUUGGAAAAUUUCGUGAAUUAGAAGUUAAAUCACAUGGUAAUGGUGGUGUUAAAGAAAUGAGUAAAGAAGAUAAAUUAAAAUGUAAUAGUGUUAUUAAAAAAAUUGAUGAUCCCAGGGAUACGGUGGCAGAGAUAGAUAAAAAACAAUUUAAAUCACCAUUAUUUCAAUCUUUUUAUAAAGGUGAUAAUAAUCCUGAUGAAAAAAAAAGAAAAGCUGAUGAGUACCACAAUUGGAUGGGUGGGCAAUUGACAAUUCAUUCAACAUAUGAUACAAAUAAUAUUAAAAAAAGUAGUAAUAAAAGUUAUUAUGAUAAAUUGAUGAGUGAAAAAGAUAUGACUGGAGAUGAGUUGUACCAUAAUAAGGCAUAUAAUUUAAAAACAGAUACAGAUAUGAUUAAUAAAAAAAUUACUUCAAACUAG